UACUGGAUCAUUAAAUCCAAAUGGUAUCCAAUCUAUUACCGGUACAACACCAACAUCAUCAACAACAUCGGGUCUUUUACCUGGUUCAUUAAUGACAUCAUUAUCAUCAUCAAGUAAUGGAUUGAAUCCAUGUUCAACAAUUCCAUUACCACCACCAUCAAGUUGUACACCAAAUUCAACAACAAGUUCAUCCAGUUUACAAGCGACAAACAACAACAACAAUAACAAUGCCUCAAUCAAACAAGAAUCAAUCGGUGGAUCAUCCAUUCGAGAUAUUAGUGAUCGAAAAAUCAAUGAUGACAAUCGUCGUGAGGAUCAAAUUUCACCACACAAUGGUGAUACAUUAUCACCACGUGAAACAACAUUAGCGACAACAACAACAACAAAUAGCCUUCCUGAAAUUCGUAGUAUAAAACGUGAUAGACCAUCAUCUCGGUCAUCAUCAUCGAAUCGUUCAACACCAAGUGGCCAUCAUAAAACAACAACAUCGAAAAAUGAUCAUGGAGACAGCAAAUCGCCAACAUCAUUGAAUCAGAAAUCUGGAACACCAAAUCAUAAUCAUCAUAAUAAUAAUAAUAAUGGUACCGCAGCCAACAAUAACAACAGCAUUACGAAUGGUUCGAAAACACCGAAACCAACUACAUCGAUAGGACCACCAUAUCCAUAUUUACCUGGACCACCUGGAAUGAUGCCUUCGGAUAUUAGUAUGGCUGCUGCUGCCGCCGCUGCUGCCUAUUCACAAGGUUUAUUUAACAAUAAUUUUGGUGUUACUACUACUACUACAACAGGAUCAUUGAUAACAGGAUUUCCAAGAACUUUAUUACCUGGAACAGUAUUCGAUUCUUCUACACAUCCAUCAAUGAUGAAAGGACAACAAAUGCAACAACAAUCAUCUAUGCCAGGACAACCAAUACAACCACAAUCAUCAAUAUCUAGUGGUGGUAAACCAGCAUAUUCUUAUCAUGUCGAUGCUGAUGGCCAAUAUAAUCCAGUACCAUUUCCACCGGAUGCAUUAAUCGGUCAUGGUAUACCAAGACAUGCCCGCCAAAUGAAUACAUUACCACAUGGUGAAGUAGUAUGCGCCGUGACAAUAUCAAAUCCAACCAAAUAUAUUUUAACCGGUGGUAAAGGCUGUGUUAAAAUGUGGGAUAUUAUUAAUCAACAACAGAAUAGUAAAACACCAGUCGCUCAACUUGAUUGUUUGCAACGAGAAAAUUAUAUUCGAUCUUGUAAAUUAUUACCCGAUGGUCGUACAUUAAUUGUUGGUGGUGAAGCGACGACAAUUUGUAUUUGGGAUUUAAACCUGCCAACGCCAAAAAUCAAAGGAGAAUUAUCAUCAUCAGCACCGGCUUGUUAUGCAUUGGCCAUAUCACAGGAUUCAAAAUUCUGUUAUAGCUGUUGUUCGGAUGGUAAUAUUGCCGUAUGGGAUCUGCAUAAUCAAACUUUAGUCAGACAUUUCGAAGGCCAUACUGAUGGUGCUUCAUGUAUCGAUAUUAGUCCCGAUGGACAGAAAUUGAUUAGCGGUGGUCUAGAUAGUACCGUUCGUACAUGGGAUCUGCGUGAAAAUCGCCAAUUAAAUCAAUAUGAUUUCAAUUCACAAAUAUUUUCACUUGGUUAUUGUCCAACCGGUGAAUGGUUGGCUGUUGGAAUGGAAAGUUCAAAUGUUGAAGUAUUAAAUGUGAAUAAAGCGGAAAAAUAUCAACUACAUUUACAUGAAAGUUGUGUAUUAUCGUUGAAAUUUGCAAGCUGUGGAAAAUGGUUCGUAUCGACUGGCAAAGAUAAUUUGCUCAAUGCAUGGCGUACACCAUAUGGAGCUUCCAUAUUUCAGUCAAAAGAAUCAUCAUCAGUAUUGAGCUGUGACAUAUCUGCCGAUAAUAAAUACAUUGUAACUGGAUCAGGAGAUAAAAAAGCUUCCGUAUAUGAAGUAAUCUAUUGAUUUGUACAUCAUCAAUGUGUAAAAUUAAUUAAUCAAUCAACAACAACAGUAUUUCUUACAUGUUCCAUUCUUCAUGAUCAUCAAAAAUGAUUUUUAAUGUGUGCCAAUCGAUUGUAAAAUGAAAAGAUCAUAAAAAUUU
Molecule: messenger RNA, 2075 nt
Organism: Dermatophagoides farinae (American house dust mite)
Lineage: Eukaryota; Metazoa; Arthropoda; Arachnida; Sarcoptiformes; Pyroglyphidae
Source: RefSeq, a predicted model, not a curated record